Messenger RNA from Stylonychia lemnae, 723 nucleotides. The record is from the annotation of a GenBank genome assembly. NCBI's taxonomy places the organism in Eukaryota, Ciliophora, Spirotrichea, Sporadotrichida, Oxytrichidae.
AUGGAUUACCAAACAGAGGAAUUUAAAGGGCAAAGUCCCUAUGUAGGCUAACACUAAGUUGCAUUUGAAUCUGAGAUCUAGCCAGUUGCCAUAGAUAAGAAUGGAAAUGCCCUUUACUAUCCAGAAAUUUAAAACAAAAAUUUGACUGAGAUAUACAACUACAAUUCAUUAAACUAAACUCCAAUUGUACAAGCUCCUUCUCAAACAGUAUUUCCAGAGUAGCUCAAAGAUAUGCUUACUCAUGAUCCAUACAAUGCAUACUGUGUUGAUUGUAAGGUUAACCUAUCAGAUCAUGCAAGUAUUACCUUUGGUAUAUUCCUUUGCUACGAAUGUGCCAAUAAGCAUAGAUCAAUUCUUGGGCAAGAUCAGUCCUUCAUUAAAAGUUUAUAUAAUGAAAGCUGGGAUGAUUAUUCUAUGAAAUUUAUGUUGUUAGGAGGAAACAAAAAAUUCUAUGAUUUUAUUUCAUAAUAUGACACCUAAAAUAGAGAAAUCAAAAUAAAAUAUUUGCAUAGAUCAGCUCAAUACCAUUAGAAAAUGCUAAGAGCUUAGGUUGAUGAGAAAGCAUUUGAUUACAAUCCACCUCCCAUUGAAGAAUGGAAAGCAGUGUCUUCUAAAGCAUUAGCAGAAGUUGAACUUGGCAUGGUGAAGAGUGCUGAUUGGAUGAAAGAAAAAUGGCAAAAAGCUGAUUUAGGCAAUAAAAUCAAAGGACUUUUUAAAAAAUGA